This is a messenger RNA of Botrytis byssoidea, 2031 nucleotides long. RefSeq lists its product as uncharacterized. The coding region runs from base 1 to 2031 and encodes 676 amino acids. The transcript has 3 exons. The record is from RefSeq and is a predicted model, not a curated record. NCBI's taxonomy places the organism in Eukaryota, Fungi, Ascomycota, Leotiomycetes, Helotiales, Sclerotiniaceae.
AUGGUAGGUGUGAAAACAUGGACUGAUGAUGGGAUUUGGUUUGUUCUCCUGGCAUCCAAAAUUCCCUCACCCUGUUCCGCCCAAAAGAGUAAACCAGGCAGGUUCUUCACGGAUGAAGCAAUUGGACUUCUCUGCAAGAAGAAUGUUAAGGACUUGCGUCAUACACCAAAUGCAGCGAGCGUUAGAUAUGCUCGUACUCAGAAACCGGAGGCACAACCUUCUCCAGAAGUUCUAGAAACCAUUGAGCGACUCCGCAGUUCAGUUUCCCAAGCUCAAGAUAGCACAAACGGGAUCACGCUGGAGAAUCCACGGGGUGGCACUACUAUGGCUGCCGAAAGACGAAGUUCCCCUGGGAGCUUUAGUAACACUAGUUCGAAUACGAUGUCACCAAUGCCAAUGGGGAGUCCUCUCACUCAGUCACAACCUAGAAGAACCGGAAAUUGGAACAGGAGUGAAGCUGGUCAAUUUAAUCCCAACAGAUCUCACACCAUGAGUAGGAGUGCAAAUGAGCCAUUUGCUAAAUCAUAUGGACGAGGGCAUGAAAAUACUGUUCCGCUAGCUACUACCAACCAACGACAACAACAUCAAGGAGGAUCACUGGGCAAUGGAAGUCGCCAACAACAACCUAUACAGGUACACUCCGCAACGACUAGAUCGAAUCCAUUGUGGUAUCCUGCUGUCGAAGUUUCAUCUUUGAUGAGGCAAACAAUGGGCAACAGUCAGGGAACGAAUGCUUACAUGCAUAAUGGCGGUGACAUUCCAGAGUAUUCGCAGCACGCACCAUCGGGAACUAUGUAUCAAUUUUAUGGCAAUCAAAUGGGCCCAAACACACACCAAAUUCAGUCUUACGGUCAGGUAACGCCUAUGGAUUCGCCAUACGCAAAAAAUUACGGGGAAUAUACACAAGCCUUACCAGGCCUGGGUAUGAAUGGAAUGCCAAUGCCAACAGGCCCUACUGACGUUGGAAGCUCUUCUUAUCCAUAUGAUACGCCUUCUUAUGGUCAGUUCGAGGCAUACAUGGUACCACAGAUUCGACAAUCUUAUGGGGAAACGGUUUCACAAAAUGGAUUGCCGUAUACAAAUCAGUACCCUCCACAACAACAAUACGGUAUUGAAUAUCGCUUCCCACCGUUAAACAUCGAUUUGGAUGGUAAGGAAGUUAUGCCUCAAAGACAUCAUGGUCUCCCACAAGCCACAACGAAUGAUCCUGACUUCGCCAAUAUUUCAUCUCUUGGUCUUGCACAAUCCGUAUUCAGCAGUCCUAGUGAUACUAGUGAUUCAAGUAAUGGUUUCAUUCAACCUCUUGACAACCAAUAUAAGUCAGACGACAUUGAAACACAAGGAGACCUUGCCCAUCAAGUUAGAAUCAUGUCCCAAGAACCACAACCAUCUGUCAGCGCAGAAAAGGGGAAGAAAAGAAGUGUUGAUGAGGCCGAGAUAUCUGAUAUCACUUUUGAUGGAAGCUGCGAGGGAUACAAGAAAAAACAAAAUAGCGAGGAUAAAGAUUGCUCUAGGCGACGAGAGGCCAAUGAGCAAAAUGCAAGACAUGAUCGGGAAUUGUCUGAACAACAACAAGACAACACUCAAGAGCUCUUUACUGCUACUUCAAGUGGCAGUCCGAUUGAUUUCUCUGAUAUUGCUCUCGAUACCACUUCAAGUGCUAUUGUAGUUUCUGGUGUUAGCUCAGCUACACACAGCUCAGAUGAAGCUGGGCUAUCUCCUAUCUCUACGAACACGACCGUCGAUGCGGAGGAUCCAACAAGCACCAAAUUCAGUUACUCGCCCUAUGAAAUGCCGAAUUUGAAGUCGCAAGGAAUUUUCCACGAGUCAGUUGAGACAUUUCUUCAUCAAGAAGAGGGCACUGCGACCAGAAAAUCCAAUGAUACAGAGGAUGAUUUUCUCAGCGAAGAAGAUUUUCCAGGCCUUUCGGACCAUUUUGAUGACAUAUACUACGAUCUGAGCACGAGUUUUCACGAGAUGUCGGAUGAGGUUAUUCAAGCGGACCAUUUUUAUUUGAUUGAUCAGAUGUGA